Molecule: messenger RNA, 465 nt
Organism: Heterobasidion irregulare TC 32-1
Lineage: Eukaryota; Fungi; Basidiomycota; Agaricomycetes; Russulales; Bondarzewiaceae
Exons: 1
Coding region: 1-465 (154 amino acids)
Source: RefSeq, a predicted model, not a curated record
AUGGCCUCCCCCGUCUUGCCCAAACCGCUCUACGUACUCACGUUGACCACCCUUGUCUUCUCGAUCGCCCUCUUCGUGCUGUCCAUGCUCGAUCUCGGGACCGUCUCCUUCUGGCUCAAUGUCGCAGGCAGCCUCAUCGUCAUCCUCCAAAACGCCACCGUCAUCCAUCUCGCACGCCGUUCGCGCGCCAGCAGCCCCGAGUUCUUCCCCCCCGCCGCAUCCCUCGCCAACAUCCUGUUCCUCGGCAUCUGCGCCUUUGUCCUCCUCGCGGGCACCGCGAUGACGAUCUUCACGGCAGUGUUUGCUGCGAAUGGGGAGAUCAGUUGGGGCACGCCGACCGGGCUGGGGACAAUCAUCGCGCAGGCUGUCAUCGCCCCUGUGGAUGCCAUUCUGGUCUUGAUCACCGCAGCGUGGUGCGUCAGGUCGAGGACAGUCGGGGCGGCGGCAGGUUACGGGCGAUUCUAA